Messenger RNA from Phalaenopsis equestris, 3169 nucleotides. Its product is annotated as protein SMAX1-LIKE 4. The coding region runs from base 169 to 3024 and encodes 951 amino acids. The record is from RefSeq and is a predicted model, not a curated record. NCBI's taxonomy places the organism in Eukaryota, Viridiplantae, Streptophyta, Magnoliopsida, Asparagales, Orchidaceae. The transcript has 4 exons.
GCUCUCCCCUUCCUCUCCCAUCGUCUUCCCCGAAUAGCCUUUAAUCCUCCUUUCCACCUCACAAAACAGAGCAAAAGCAGGGCAAGACAUGAAGAACAUGUAAAAGGAGGAAAGACGAUCUGAAACUCAUUUUCAGUGUGGUUGGGGGUUGCUCUUCCUGUUAGAGUGAUGCGUGCUGGAGCUUGCACAAUUCAGCAGGCCCUCACAGCCGAGGCGGCCUCCAUUCUCAAGCAUUCCCUUAACCUCGCUCGCCGGCGCGGCCAUGCUCAGGUCACUCCUCUUCAUGUCGCCGCAACUCUCCUCAACUCCUCCUACUCUGCUUCCUCCCUCCUCCGUCGUGCCUGCAUCCGUUCACAUCCCCAACAUCCCACUUCCCUCCCUCUCCAAUGCCGAGCUCUCGAGCUCUGCUUCAACGUCGCGCUAAACCGCCUUCCUACAUCCCCUCCCCCUUCAUCUUCCUCCUCUCUCCUCCACUCCCAUCCCUCUCUUUCCAAUGCCCUCAUUGCUGCUCUCAAACGAGCUCAGGCUCACCAAAGACGAGGCUGCAUUGAGAGCCAGAACCAGCAUUCGCAUCAAACCCAGCAGCAAAACAACCAGCCACUGCUUGCCAUCAAGGUUGAGCUCGAACAGCUCAUCAUCUCCAUUCUGGACGACCCGAGUGUCAGCAGAGUCAUGAGAGAGGCAGGCUUUUCCAGCAUCAGCGUUAAACAAAACCUUGAAGAGGAUUCCUCCUCAGGCUUCGGAUUGGCAGUAUCCACCCAAUCUCAGUCCUUAGUUUUCGACAACAGCAGUGUUUUCCUGCCAACUCACUUAAUGAAAACGGUAGAGAAGAAGGAAGAUGUAAGAUUGGUUUUAGAAGUAAUGAUGAGAAGAAAGCAGAGGUGUGGCAACGCCGUGGUGGUAGGAGACUCUGGUUCCAUAGCUGAGGGAGUUAUGGAUGAGUUAUUGCAGAGGUUGGACAGAGGAGAGGUGCCGGAAGAGUUGAGAGGAGCUCAGGUAAUUAAGCUUCAGCUCAGUUAUGUGCAUCUCAGGCUUUUGAGCAAAGUUGAUGUUGAGAUGAAGAUUUCUGAUCUUAGAAGAAGGGUCCUCUCUUCUUUAGAAAAAGGAGUUGUUGUCUAUGCAGGGGACUUGAGAUGGGCAGUUGGUGAUGACGGUAGAGCUUGGGAGAGUUUAGCGGGGUUUAGACCAGUGGAAUAUUUGAUAUCAGAGGUUGGAAGGCUUCUAUCGGAGAUAAAAAAUGGUCUCAAUGGAGUGGGAGGAGAAAGAGGAAGGGUUUGGGUGUUAGCUUUUUCUAGCUAUAAGACUUACAUGAGAUGUAAGCUGAUUAAACCAUUGCUUGAGUCUCAGUGGGAUCUUCAGGCUGUACUGGUUCCUUCUGGUGGCCUUGCAUUGAGUCUCCAAGCCCCUUGUAGCAUGGACUCAGUGGUGUCAAAACUCAAGCAGUAUCACUUACAGAUGUUGGAUCCUAGAGAUUCUAAUGCUGAGGAAGAGGAAGAGAAGUUUCUUUGCUGUGCUGAAUGCUUCACAAAUUAUGAGAAAGAGGUGGCCUCAGUUUUAAAAUCUGAGGCUAAAGAUGCCAUUACUGGAAAUACCAAGUUGCCAUGUUGGCUCCAAAGCCAAAUACCAGAGAAGCCUCAUAAGACUAACUUUCUUGAAUUGAGGAAGAAAUGGAAGAGACUCUGCCAGAAUCUUCACCAGUCUAGAAUCAGCAUUGCUCAAGCGCAUCCUUCUUUCAUCAGCAAAGCAUAUGCUUCAUCGCAUCCAUGGCCGUCAAAUAGCCUGCCUUCAACCAAUAGCCUGUUAAGCAUUGAACCUAGCUCAAUGUCAUUCCCAGCUCAUAGCAAAAGGAGCCCAAAGCAAUGGCCGUCAGAAUCAAACCCAAAGUCAUCGAAGAAACUAAUCAUGACCACUCUUGCACUCUGCAACCAUCUUUGCUCUGAUUCUGCAACAUCAAAUGAUCAUAUAAAGCCAUCUCCUGUAAGUCCAAGAGGAUUAACCCAGAAGAUCCAGGAGAACAUUCCAUGGCAGUCUGAGCAUAUUCAUUUGGUUGUAGAUGCACUGCUCGAUUGCAGAUCGAGUGAGAAGAAGGAGACUUGUAUAGUGAUUCAUGGGAAUGAUCGGAUUGCCAAGAAGCGUUUGGUUCGUUUAGUAGCUGACUCAUUCUUCGGAUCCACUGAAAGCGUUCUACACAUUAAUAUGAAAAGAUCAACAGGUGCAGCAAUCGAUCUAAUCAAAGCUGCACUAGUAAAGGAACCUAAAGCUGUUGUUCUGAUUGACGACAUUGAUUGCACCGCUCCUGAGUUUGUCAAAUUGAUCCAAAAUGGAAUCAAAGAUGGAUAUUUUAAGGAUUCAUGUGGAAGAAAGGUAGGUUUGCCUAGUCUGAUGUUUAUAUUGACAAGUUCUGCAUCAAAGGAGACUGAACCGGUGGAAGGAGAUGGCUGUGACAAAGUUAUUAGAAUGAGGAUGUGGACAGAUGGGGAAGAGGAACAUCAACAGCAGUCUAAUGAGAAGAGAAAGAGUGAGUGGAAUCAAACAAGAGAAAAGAAGCAGCCGAGAACUUCAGAUGGUGAUGAACUGGAUCUUAAUGUAGCCAUAACCAGUAAUGAUGAUGGUAAUGAUGAUUGUGGCCUGAGUGAUCUCACGAACGAUGCCAGUCAAGUUGGCAACGAGGUUCAGCUCCCUGCAAAAACUGUCUUAAAUUUUGAUAUUAACACGGAUGUGUUUGGCAAAAUUGUAGAGAGAUUCACGGUCAGGCUUCAACGGGCAUUUGAAGAAGUGGUUGCCGGAAAUAGAGAGAAGGAAACGCUGGUGGUAGACCCUGCGUUGGCGGAAGAGCUGGCCACGGCUUCCGGGUAUUUUUUGGAGUUCGAGUUUGAUAAGUGGGUAAGGGAGGUUUUUCAAAAUUGUAUUCCAACGGUCAAAAAGGGCGGUAAGGUAAGAUUGGGUAUGGAGGGCAGAGUAGAGAAUAGGCUGGAGUUAGGAUUUCUGGGCUCGACUCUCCCAAUGAAAAUCUCUGUUGAUUGAGCCCUAUAUGUAACAUGUGAUGUCCAAAUAUGCCACCGAGUAUUUUUGUUUUGUAUUGUUGAUUUUAUUAAUUUAGCUAAAAUGCACUUUCAUUGUACAAAUAUCAAAUCGGUCUCCAUAUUCUUUUAAUAUGUGCCGAAAUGGA